GCGCAUUCUGCGCAGGAUUAAGAAACGGAUUUCGAAAUCAAGACGAGCGAACCCUGCCUCGACGAAGGAUGACAGUCCCUCGGCGACCGAUGUCGGUCUCAGGCUGAAAGAGAACAUCUCAGGCGCUCCGCGCCUUCCGCCGGAACUAGAACGAGAGAUAUUCGAGAUGGUAGUCCGCUGCGAUUGGGUAGAAGACUGGAGCCGCAAUAGUGUGUGGAGCAUGACGCUUCUUCUGCCUCUGGUCUGCCAGCGGGUUCGGCAAUGGAUUGAGCCACUUAUCUACAGGAAGAUCUCCAUAUUGCAGCCACACAACGGAGCACCGACCGAGGCGCUCUUCCUUCGGACCUUGGCCUCCCGACCGCCGUCCUUCUUCGCCGCGCACGUGCGCACACUGUACUUCCACCACGGCAUCGAGUCACACGUCAUACAGCGCGCGCUGGAGGUCUGCACCAACGCGUCGGACGUCGCGUGCAGCAGCACCUACGCCGCGCUCGCGCACUUGCUCUCCCCGUUCCCGAUCACCCGCCUACUUGUGGCCGACGUCGAGGGCCUUACGGCAGACUCUGCGCCGUGGUGCAGAAACAUCACGCACCUAGGACUCAGCGCGCGUCUGUCUGCGCAUCCGGAGUCCCUUCUCACCACCUUCCCGUCGCUGGCGUACCUCGCCGUCGAGUGGGCCGCGGUCUCCACACCCGACGAGAGCGCUGCUGCUGCCGUGAUCCGCGGCCUGAUGGCGGCACAGGAUUCGCAACUCCGCAUGCUUGUGCUCGUGACGGAGACGAAGACGGAUUAUCGGUGGGCCAUACAGAACCUGAAGGAGGCCGGUUUUGAUUUGAAGGCCGCGCGGUUCCAUCUGCAUCUGAGGCCUGUGUUUGAUGCGACGUGGGAUUGUUGGCCGAGGCGGGAUUCGGACUUAUUCGCGGAGGCAGAGGCCAGUGCCAUACAGGGACUCUGAGUUGAGUAGUACUGGAUGAGCUCCAACUUGAAGGAUGCACGGUGCCAUGGCAUCAUAUGAUGCGAUCAGUUCGAGCUCAAUGGGCCAAGUCUACUCAUCCACAUCUACUUACAAUUUUGAGUCCGUUCUCCUGGCCAAGAAACUAGGCUUUUGUGAAACUCUCACUAAAUUGGAUUUUCUGUCAAACAAGAUUCGGAGCGCCCAG
Messenger RNA from Mycena citricolor, 1160 nucleotides. NCBI's taxonomy places the organism in Eukaryota, Fungi, Basidiomycota, Agaricomycetes, Agaricales, Mycenaceae. The record is from the annotation of a GenBank genome assembly.